AUGCGCGAUGCAAAGCCCUCGCGGUACCGCCGCCGGGUCGCCACCCUCUUCUUCCUCCUGCUCGCGCUGUUCGCUGCCGGUGGCGUCGCCGGGCAGCAGCAGCGGCCGCUGCCGCCGGAGCUGCGGGGCGUCAACGACCAGCUCACCGGGCUCACCAAGGACGUCGCCAGAACCAUCUCCGAGAGCUUCAGCUUCUGCGUAGCUGACCCGGUGGACGACUGGAACGAGGCCUUCAACUACACCUCCGACCUCGGCUUCGUGCGCCAGUGCCUCGCCGACACCAGAGGUGAUAUGGCGCAGCGCCUAUGCACGCCGGCGGAAGCGAAAUUCUACUUCACCAGCCUGUUCAACGCCAAGGGCGAGAAGAACCUCUUCCUCAAGACCAACGUGAACUGCGGCCGGACCUCCUGGGCGCCGGGCUGCGAGCCGGGAUGGGGCUGCUCUGCCGGCUCAAACCCUGUCCCCAGCAGUGGCGACGAUAUUCCGCAGAGAACUACCAACUGCCAGCCGUGCUGCGAGGGCUUCUUCUGCCCCCGCGGUCUCACCUGCAUGCUGCCUUGUCCUCUGGGAGCAUACUGUCCGCGCGCCACGAUGAACGUAACCACCGGUCUUUGCGAUCCGUAUGAGUACCAGAUAACUCUAAAUUCCACCAAUGGCUGUGGUGGCGCUGACAAGUGGGCUGAUUUCGAUAGCACCGAGGAAAUCUUCUGUCCAGCAGGUUACCACUGCCCAACACCAACGUCCAAAGAUUCUUGUACCAGUGGGCAUUAUUGCAAAUUGGGUUCCACCACAGAAAAUAAAUGCAUUGUAAAACGCUCAUGCAAGGAAAACGAGGACAAUGAAAACAUCAUCAUUUUGGGAGCUUUUUUAGUGGGUGCGAUAGGCGUGUUGCUCUUGAUCAUAUACAACUGCUCAGGUCAGUUCCUCACUAUUCGUGAACGGAGGAAGGCAAAAUCAAGGGAGAACGCGAUUCAGCUGGCUCGGCAGCAGCUCAAAGCUCAUGAGGGAUGGAAGGCUGCCAAACAACUCGCAAAGAGGCAUGUACACGGCGUGCAGGAUCAUGUGUCUCGCACAUUUUCACGCAGGAGAUCCUUUCGCCAGCCGGCAGAUCCCGAGAGCCAAAGGGUGCAGGAAUCGCGCCUAAUGGGUUCAGUGAAGGCAGAAGAAAUGUCAGACUCUGCUGUGUUUUCAGCUCAGAGGACAAGCGAGAUAUCUGAAGUCAUGCCUUCAGUUAUCAUGGACAUAAGCAACGAUGGAGAAAUUGUAAUGGACAAACCUGCACCAAAAGGCAAGCACAGAUCAACUCACACUCAGAUAUUCAAGUAUGCAUAUGGUGAGAUAGAGAAGGAGAAGGUCAGGCAGGAAGAGAACAAGAACAUGUCCUUCACCGGAGUGAUUGACAUGGUAAAGGAGCAACAGAAGGAGAUCACUAGACCUUUGCUCAAGGUUGAGUUCAAGAACCUGACCUUGAGUCUUGGAAAAAGGAAGCUGCUGAGGUCUGUCACAGGCGAACUCCAGCCUGGUCGUGUCACCGCUGUCAUGGGCCCCUCAGGAGCCGGUAAGACCACAUUCCUUAAUGCUGUCUCCGGGAAGGUAACUGGUUAUCAGAUGACUGGUUCAGUCCUUGUUAACGGGAAGCAUGGAAGCAUACGUUCUUACAAGAAGAUCAUUGGCUUUGUGCCUCAAGACGAUGUUGUUCAUGGGAACUUAACUGUGGAGGAGAACCUUUGGUUCAGUGCAAAUUGCAGGCUCCCUGCGAGAAUGUCACACCGUGACAGGGUUCUCAUUGUGGAGAGGGUUAUAGACUCCCUGGAUCUUCAGGGGAUCAGAAAUUCGGUGGUUGGCACGGUGGAGAAGCGUGGGAUCUCUGGUGGGCAGAAAAAGCGUGUCAAUGUGGGGCUCGAGAUGGUGAUGGAGCCAUCUCUUCUGAUCCUGGAUGAACCAACCUCUGGUCUGGACAGUUCCUCGUCUCAACUGCUCCUCAAAGCUCUUCGUCACGAGGCACUUGAAGGCGUGAAUAUUUGUGCCGUUGUUCACCAACCGAGCUAUACAUUAUACAACAUGUUUGAUGAUCUGAUACUUCUGGCAAAAGGAGGUCUUAUUGUUUACAAUGGUCCGGUCAAGACCAUCGAGGAGUUCUUCAUAACUCUUGGAAUCCAUGUCCCCGACCGUGUAAACCCGCCAGACCAUUACAUUGACAUUCUUGAAGGAAUUGUGAAGCCUCAGUCGGGCAUUAAUGCAAAGCAUUUACCAGUUCACUGGAUGCUGUAUAAGGGCUACGAAGUGCCAAGUGACAUGAAAGAUGAUCUCAAGGCAAUGGGUGAAGAAAGCCCGCAGAUUGGUCCUGAUCGUUCGUUGUCUGGAUCAACCCCUCAUUGCCUCCCUGGUGGCGUCAGGGAUGCUUUUUCACAUGAGCGCAACCGUCUUGACAAUCAUUUGUCGAAACCCGAUGAUAUGUCCAGCAGAAGAACACCUGGAAUUCUAAAACAAUACAAGUUCUAUCUGGGAAGAGUUACGAAACAGCGGUUGCGUGAUGGUAGACUACUUGGGGUUGAUUUCCUGAUACUUGGUCUAGCUGGGAUCUGCUUGGGGACAAUUGCGAAACUCAGUGACCCAACAUUUGGGAUGCCUGGCUAUAUUUACACUAUCAUUGCAGUUUCUCUUCUGUGCAAGAUUGCAGCGUUGAGGUCGUUUUCACUCGAACGAUUGCAAUACUUUAGAGAAAGAGAAUCUGGGAUGAGCACGCUGGCCUACUUUCUUGCCAGGGACACGGUCGAUCACUUUAGCACGGUCUUAAAGCCCAUCAUUUACCUCUCCAUGUUUUACUUCUUCAACAACCCGAGAUCAUCCAUCGGUGAUAACUACACCAUACUCCUCGCGCUUGUAUACUGCGUGACUGGGAUAGGAUACACUUUCGCCAUCUGUUUCAGUCCUGGCUCGGCGCAGCUGUGUUCUGCGCUGAUACCGGUGGUUCUGACCUUGGUAUCCACUCAAAGGACUACCCCUACAUUCCUGAAGAUGUUGAGCUAUCCAAAGUGGGCACUAGAGGGCUUCAUAAUUGUAAACGCAAAAAGGUAUCCUGGAGUCUGGCUGAUAACUCGCUGCGGCUUGCUAUUCAAGAGUGGCUUUGAUAUCAACAACUACAAGCUUUGUAUUCUGAUUCUGUUCAUGUAUGGCCUGUUCUUCAGGAUUGUUGCGUUUGCGGCGAUGGUUUUGCUGAAGAAGAGAUGAGCUGGGUGCAAUUGCACCAUUAUUUUUUCAUAUCUAGUUUCUUCAUUUUUUUGUAGAACUGUAAAUAGGUUUAGAUGUUCUUUGUUACUGAAAUCUAUAGAAGAGUCACCCGGGGCUGUAAAUAACACAAGUUAAAUACAGAUGCACAAAAUAGAAGCUUUCACAACU
Lolium rigidum is the source of this 3399-nucleotide messenger RNA. Its product is annotated as ABC transporter G family member 25-like. Lineage: Eukaryota; Viridiplantae; Streptophyta; Magnoliopsida; Poales; Poaceae. Gene Ontology annotation, molecular function: ABC-type transporter activity; ATP hydrolysis activity; ATP binding. The record is from RefSeq and is a predicted model, not a curated record. The transcript is spliced from 14 exons. Bases 1 to 3231 code for a protein of 1076 amino acids.